UUCAAAUUCAAAUUAGUACUCAUUUCUCAUUUUGAGUGUGAACGUAGUUUGAUGUGUCACCUCUCCGGUUCAUGGGUUGCAUGUUGGCUUUGCGUGAUAAGAUGGAAGGUAGUCUUAGUUCUAGUUAGCCACUCUAAAUAAAUUGAAAUUUUUGUAACUCGUUCCACGACACCAGCAGGGUUCAUGCUUUGAUAUCUUUCGACGGAUACUGUAAUAUCAACAGGAGCAGGCAUGAUCAUAAUGAUCAAAGUUGACAUCCUCAAACGACGAUCAUAUAUAUAAUGAUGUUCAAGACAAAAAAUGUUUUCGUUUUGCGGCAGGCGCAGGGCCGUGGCGAUUCUCGGACGCCCUUGUCUUUCAUGGACGACGCGGCUCGUAAGCGCGGCGCGCCCUAGUGUUGAUAACCGAAGAGGAAAAGGAAAAGAGGACAGCUCUGAGAUUGGCCCAUGCUUUAGCACAAGCGGAGCUUCGCUUACGAGACGGAAAAAGAAGUCUGUGAUGGGGACUUCGGAGGAAGCAGCAAUACAUGGACGUCGUCUUCAAAUCUCCGCUCCGUCAACGUCACAAGCAAAAGAAGCGACUGCUCCAGCAAUGGAUUUACGUGCGUCUUGCAAGUGCGGAACUCACGUGUUUGCCGUAGACCACGCGCCGCAAAACGAAGGAGAGUUAAGCAUAUCGAAUUGCCACUGUGGGAGCUGUCGUAGACAUGCCGCGGCGCCCUGGGCAGCGUUCCUCUCUCCAGCUCUAGAGCUGAGAUGCACGCUGCUGCUCACUACCAACAGUUGGGACGACAUUCUCCGAGUUCCUUCGCAAUGCAGCUCUGAGCUUGUUACCGCCUCUUCUACGUCGUCGAGAAGGGAAGACGUUAGUGCUGGACAGGAGACGGGCUCUUUCCUUGCUCGUGCGGCAGCCUUUUUAGCAGACGCAUCCAGGAACCCUUUUCAAGCAGCCAGCUCUUCUUCAGGUGACGGUCAUAGGCAUCGAGAUGAGGGCCUCAUAACUACAGUCUCGAAUCCAGUGGAGCGGUGGGUUUGCAAGACGUGCCAUUCAAACUUGGGUAUGCUGGUCAAGGGUGAAGAGGAGAACCGCUUUUUUCUCUCUGCUGGUCUUCUAGAGGACAAAGGGUGUCGAAAAACGACGACAGUAGCUACUGAUUUUCACGGACGGAAUCUGGCUUCGUUAAAAACAGAGGAAACUGCAAGCCUUGACGCCAGCGUCAACAAUACGAGAGCAACGACGAGUUCCUCUAGCAACGAUCGUCGACAUGGCAAAGAAGAUGAAAGUCAAUUGUUAGCAAGAUUGCCUGAAAGUGAUAUUUCAAUCGUUCAGGAGCCGGGAGCGCACAUUUUUCCAGGGCACGGAGUGUCGGCGGAUGGUGUUCGACUCCAGAAGUCACUUGUUAGGAAAAAGAAGCAUGCCUUCUCAUCUAGCCCAGAAGAGGCAGGCAAAGCCAGCAGCACAAUCUUGACGAGGCUGGGAAGUAGAAAUCGCGAUGACGCAAAGGCUACGGGUGGGUGCUACUGCGGAGCGUGUCGCUACUCCUGUACCCGUUUUCCUUCUGAGCUCCAGCAUUGCUAUUGCUCAUGGUGUCGCAAAAUGUCUGGGGGAGCAUGUCAAACAUGGGCGCCCAUCGAGGACCGAUAUCUAAGAUGGCAUGUUGCAUUGCCAGAGGUGGGACCGGGAUAUGUGGGAGAGCAGGCGCCUACUUCUAUCGGGACUACAUCCAGCACAUCUUCGUCUUCCACUAGUAAAAUAUCGUCGUCCAGCACAACGUGGCCGUUGCUUCUACAACGGACGUCGUCAUGGGGCAGUCGACACUCGUGCGCAAUAUGCGGAACAAGCUUGACUAUCGUCUACGACGACCAGCCUGGAACUACGUGGCUCGCCGCUGGCAGUUAUGAUGACACUAAAUUUCCUGUGGACGAGGAUGGCUCGGCGGAAACGUUUCUAGCUCAGCAAGUCAGACGUGAGAUCCACAUCUGCUGUCUCAGUAAGCCACCUUGGUACGACCUUCCGAACGACGGAAGGACCAGACUCAAGCACGCUGGUUAGCUAAGAUUUUCGCGCUAGAAUUGAUCUUCGCAUGAGCACAGCUUGUAAUUGACUUCUAGACAUAUCCAUCGUCUACCGACACGUUUUACGUAGAGAUGAAGAGUCGCAUCGGUAGCCCUCUUGGAAGUUGGAGAGAAAUGAGCAAGUUUUCGAAG
Molecule: messenger RNA, 2207 nt
Organism: Amoebophrya sp. A25
Lineage: Eukaryota; Dinophyceae; Syndiniales; Amoebophryaceae
Source: the annotation of a GenBank genome assembly